This is a messenger RNA of Lampris incognitus (smalleye Pacific opah), 965 nucleotides long. Its product is annotated as leucine-rich repeat-containing protein 3-like. Bases 102 to 965 code for a protein of 287 amino acids. Gene Ontology annotation, molecular function: protein binding. The transcript is spliced from 2 exons. The record is from RefSeq and is a predicted model, not a curated record. Gene Ontology annotation, cellular component: extracellular matrix. NCBI's taxonomy places the organism in Eukaryota, Metazoa, Chordata, Actinopteri, Lampriformes, Lampridae.
AGCGUCUCCUCUACAGUCCGACAGGUUCUCCUGGAGGGUUUGCAUGUGUGUAUCUGACUGGGACCUGAUGUGUGUGUGUGUCAGGGGGCUAUGGUGAGGCGAUGUGCACUGGCUGGUGUCAGGAGAGACGUGUCGGUGGCCGCUGGGAAAGAAGGAGCAGAAGCGGCAGAGUUGGAGAUCUCCAUUCAUGGCUGUGCACCUUCCUUUGGUUCUCUACUCUGUGGGGCUUGGGGUUCCCCCAGUGCCCUGAAAGCUGCCAGUGUGCUUCAGACACAGCCACAGUUCUCUGCUCAGAUGCAGGCCUCCAGGAAGUGCCUGAGGGGAUCCCCCCAAACACAGUGUCCCUCCACCUGGAGCGCAACUACAUCCGUAGCCUUCCUGAGAGCGCCUUCAGCGAGCUGGUCCACCUGCGUGACCUGUACCUCUCUCAUAACCGCAUCGAGUCGCUCGCCUCAGGGGCCCUGCGGCACUUGGGGCCUGAGCUGCGCCUGCUGGACCUCUCCCAUAACCAGCUGAGGCAGGCCAGUCGGGAGGAGUUCGGCGCCACGCGGGCCAAAACCCGGCUCUAUCACAACCCCUGGCACUGUGACUGCCCCCUGCAGGAGCUGAUGGAGACGCUCAACCUGGAGCCCGAGACCGUGAAUGGGAUCGUGUGCGAGAGCUCAGUGCGGGGGGCAGGGGAGGGGAGCCGGUGGGAAGACCCAGGCUCCCAGGGAGAGCAUGCGGGUCAACCCCUGGUCAGGCUACUGGACUCUGGGGUCAAUUUCUGCAGCCUGCAGAGGAAGACCACGGAUGUGGCCAUGCUGGUGACCAUGUUUGUGUGGUUCUCCCUGGUGAUUGUGUAUGUGGUGUACUAUGUGAGGCAGAAUCAAGCUGAGGCUCGCAGACAUUUGGAAUACCUGAAGAGCUUACCCAGUCCACGUAAGAGCCCCACAGAGACGGACACCCUGAGCACUGGUUUCUGA